Molecule: messenger RNA, 648 nt
Organism: Peronospora matthiolae
Lineage: Eukaryota; Oomycota; Peronosporomycetes; Peronosporales; Peronosporaceae
Source: the annotation of a GenBank genome assembly
AUGGUUGGCCUAGGGCCGAGUGAUCAAGGAUGUGAUUCCUUUGAUGUGUGUAUGGUGGCACGUGAAACUACACCGAGUGCGGUCGGCCGUGAGAGCACCGCACUGAAUGUCAAUAAUGACAUUUUUGGACAUAUGCCAUUUAGUGUGGGCGGCCGUGAAGGCACCACGCUUAACGUCGGUCAUGGCGUUGUUGGCGAUUCGCCAUAUAGUGUGGGCGGCCGUGAGGGCACCACACCUAAUGUCAAUAAUGAUAUUGUUGGCGAUACGCCGUAUAGUGUGGACGGCCGUGAGGGCACCACUCUUAACGCCGGUAAUGGCGUUGUUGGCGAUACGCCGUAUAGUGUGGGCAGCCGUGAGGGCAACACACCUAAUGUCAGUAAUGAUACUGUUGGCGAUGUCGAUAAUGACAUUGAUGGCGAGAUGCCGUUAAAUGUAGGGCUAGGCCCGCAUAAUGCACGUGAAGUGGUAGGUUUAAAUCCACUGGGUGAAGCGUUCGAGUUACGUGACACUUCACCAGAUGUCGGUCAAGACAUAAGCUCUCGUAUAGAGCGUACUAUGGUUGGUAGUAACCAUGGGGACAAUAUUGUCCCGACCCUAAGGGGUGUAAGGUCUCGAAGAGACAAUCUAGACGCCGAGUCGCAGCUGUAA